This is a messenger RNA of Strongyloides ratti, 1371 nucleotides long. RefSeq names its product Potassium channel family and Potassium channel tetramerisation-type BTB domain and Potassium channel, voltage dependent, Kv family and Potassium channel, voltage dependent, Kv9 family and Ion transport domain and BTB/POZ fold domain and Voltage-dependent channel, four helix bundle domain-containing protein. The record is from RefSeq and is a predicted model, not a curated record. Gene Ontology annotation, biological process: potassium ion transmembrane transport; protein homooligomerization. The transcript has 4 exons. NCBI's taxonomy places the organism in Eukaryota, Metazoa, Nematoda, Chromadorea, Rhabditida, Strongyloididae. The coding region runs from base 1 to 1371 and encodes 456 amino acids. Gene Ontology annotation, molecular function: delayed rectifier potassium channel activity. Gene Ontology annotation, cellular component: voltage-gated potassium channel complex; membrane.
AUGUUAAAAUCUAUUAAUGGUAGUGAAUAUUAUAAUACCUCAACAGCUAUCUUUUUUAAUGUUGGUGGCUUAUCAUUUAGAUGUCGAUUAACAACACUUUUAACAAAAAAACCUAAAGGUCGUUUAGGAAUUUUUGCAUCAUAUAAUCAUGAGGAACGUCUUAAAUUUUGUGAUGGUUAUAUUAUAUCAACAAAUGAAUAUUAUUUUGAAAGGUCUGCAAAAUUAUUUGAUAUUAUUUAUAAAUAUUAUGUUCAAGGUACUUUACAUAAACCAUUAGAUUUAUGUGAAGAAGAAUUUAUAUCAGAAUUAGAAUAUUGGGAAAUACCAUUUACAGAGAUAGAUGGAUGUUGCUAUAAUUUAUUAAAAAUAAAUAGUACUUAUCAUUUUAAUGAACCAAAUAAAACAGAAAUAGAUAAAGAAAUUUAUGAAAAAAAUGAAAAUAAUAUUACAUUUAAACAAAAAAUACGAGAAAUAUGUGAAGGUGAUGGAUCGUAUAUUUCAAUAACAUUCAUUUUUAUAAGUAUAUUAUUUGUUAUGGCUUCUGUUUUAUCUUUAAUUCUAGGAUCUGUUAGAGAAUUACAAGUACCAAUGAUUCUAUUAAAUAAAAGUGAAAUACAAAUACCAUAUGAUGAUAUAAAAAAAUUUAAAAAUGUAUAUUGGGAACCACAUCCAUUUUUUAUAAUUACAGAAAAUAUAUGUAUUUUUUGGUUUACUUUUGAAUAUCUUCUUCGUUUUAUUGUUGCUGAUAAUAGAAUUCAUUUUAUGUCAAAUAUAUUGAAUUUUGUUGAUCUUAUUUCAAUAUUUCCAUUUUAUUUAGAACUUUCUUUAUCAUUACUUGAUUUUGAUGUUUCUAAUUUUACAGAUAUAAAAGGUGCAUUUUUAAUUGUUCGUAUUAUGCGUGUUUUACGUGUUGUAAGAAUUCUAAAAUUAGGAAGAUACUCUUCAGGUAUGAGAACAUUUGCUCUUACAUUAAAAUCUAGUGCAAAACAACUUGGAAUGAUGGGAAUGGUUUUAACAACUGCUGUAAUUUUUUUUAGUACACUGGUAUAUUUUGUUGAAAAGGAUGAAUUAAAUACACCAUUUACUUCUAUUCCAGCAGCUUUUUGGUGGUCUAUAGUUUCACUAACCACAGUUGGAUAUGGAGAUGUUAUACCAGUAACAGUAGCUGGGAAACUUAUUGCUAGUGGAGCUAUAAUUAGUGGAGUUCUUGUUUUAGCAUUACCAAUAACAAUAAUAGUUGAUAAUUUUAUGAAAGUAACUUCUGAUAUUUCACCUAGUCUUUUAUAUGGUUCAAAUCAAUAUACAUCAACAAUUAGUUACACUCCUGGAUUUAAAUGUAAUGAAAGAAAAGAGCCUAAAGAAGAAAAAUAA